AUGCAGUCUCCACGUGAAAAUUGGACCCUUGUGACAGAGUUCGUCUUGGUAGGCUUCAGAGGCACCGAGGAGGGACAGCUGCCUCUCUUUGGCUUCUUCCUAAUCAUGUACUUGCUAACCCUGAUGGAAAAUGGCAUCCUGGUCUUAGUUGUGGCAAUAGAAAGGCGCUUACACACCCCCAUGUACUUUUUUCUCAUCCACCUCUCAUUCUUGGACAUUUGGUAUACCUCGCUCACUGUGCCCAAAAUGCUGUCUGGGUUUCGACACCCAGCAGGUCAGAUGAUCUCUUACUCUGCCUGCCUGACUCAACUUUACCUCUUCACUUUCUUGGGCAGUACAGAAUGCUUCUUGCUGGCAGCCAUGGCCUAUGACCGCUAUGUGGCUAUUUGUGUCCCUCUGCGGUACCAAGAGAUUGUAGAUCGAGACACCUGCCUGCUUCUGGCAAUUGGCUCAUGGAUAGCUGGAUUUCUUAUCCCAGUACUGCCUGUUUAUUUCAUGGCACAGUUGACAUUUUGUGGCCCCAAUGUGGUAGACCACUUCUUCUGUGAUGCUUCACCACUCCUCGUUCUCUCAUGCACUGACAUUUCACUGAAGGAAUCAAUAGAUUUCUUGGUCUCUCUUUUGGUGCUCCUGAUCUCCUCCUUGGUUAUUAUAAUGUCCUAUGUCCAUAUUAUCACUACAGUGCUCAAAAUUAACUCCUUGGUUGGACGGCAACGGGCCUUUUCAACCUGUACUGCCCACCUGAUGGUAGUGGCUGUUUUCUAUGGGACGCUUUUCUUUAUGUAUGUCCGUAUCAAAGUCACCUCCUCAAUCAACCUCAACAAAGUGGUGUCAGUCUUUUAUGCAAUAGUCACCCCUGUACUCAACCCCCUAAUCUACAGUUUACGGAAUACAGAAGUGAAGGCUGCUUUAUACAGAAUUAUUUCCAAGACAAAGCCAGUUUUAAUGGGACAUUAG
This is a messenger RNA of Candoia aspera, 957 nucleotides long. Its product is annotated as olfactory receptor 6Q1-like. The coding region runs from base 1 to 957 and encodes 318 amino acids. The transcript has a single exon. Lineage: Eukaryota; Metazoa; Chordata; Lepidosauria; Squamata; Candoiidae. Gene Ontology annotation, molecular function: olfactory receptor activity; G protein-coupled receptor activity. Gene Ontology annotation, cellular component: membrane. Gene Ontology annotation, biological process: G protein-coupled receptor signaling pathway. The record is from RefSeq and is a predicted model, not a curated record.